This is a messenger RNA of Mesorhabditis spiculigera, 339 nucleotides long. NCBI's taxonomy places the organism in Eukaryota, Metazoa, Nematoda, Chromadorea, Rhabditida, Rhabditidae. The record is from the annotation of a GenBank genome assembly.
AUGUACGUCUUCUGGAAUGCCGAAACCGUAACGCCGUGGGGAUCGGAUGAGCGGAAUGCGGAAUUAUUCGGGAUCGACAAAAUCAUCGUUCAUCCUGAAUUUUUCGAAGACCGCACGACGCUGGAGAACGACUUCCACGAUGAUAUUGCACUGUUAACGGUGAAGAAAGGCGCCAACUUCUCACACGUCGUCACCCCGAUCAUGAUCCCGGACCGCUUCAAAUGGGAUGACUGGGAGGGGCCGUUGGAGUUGAUGGGAUGGGGCCGGACCGAGAUCGAGAGUAUGUGUGGAUUCGAAAGACCUUCCCAAAGAGCAUCUACUAGCCUACUUUCAAACCUG